This is a messenger RNA of Varroa destructor (honeybee mite), 2330 nucleotides long. RefSeq names its product astacin-like metalloprotease toxin 5. NCBI's taxonomy places the organism in Eukaryota, Metazoa, Arthropoda, Arachnida, Mesostigmata, Varroidae. Gene Ontology annotation, molecular function: zinc ion binding; metalloendopeptidase activity. The record is from RefSeq and is a predicted model, not a curated record. Gene Ontology annotation, biological process: proteolysis.
AUGCAGACGAAGUGUAUUUGCUUCGCGCCAAACGCCGGUCAAAAGGAUUUCAUUACGAUUGCUGCAAGCUACGGAUGCUUCAAUAGCGUAGGUCGAAAGGGGGGCGAACAGAUCCUUUCGCUUGGAUCAGGGUGUGACCGUUUUGAAGUUGUCGUCCACGAAUUGAUUCAUGCCUUAGGCUUCGACCAUGACCAUACGCGGUCUUAUAGAGAUUCCUGUAUGUUUUUCUUGAAAAAAAAAAGCAAAACCAGAUUCCGAAGCCAGUACAAAAUAAAAAGACCCGAUGAACACAGUGACAAUAUCGAAAUGGAGAAUGGCAAUGAAGAGCGAAAGCUAAACUCCUUGAAGGACACCUUCCAGAGAAAGGGGCGUAGGGUGCCGUGUAACCAUGACGGAUAUCCAACAAAAAAUUACCACAACGGCUAUAUGGUUGAGGCUUGUGCUGUCGAUUUCCGCGAUAAAGAAAAUGCAUAUAACAGGUGCAAAUACAUAUUACACGUACCUAUCUUUCACUGCAUAGAAUCUUACGGCAAAAGAAAAUACGCAUUUCUCUUCAUCGUGUAUCUGUUGGUCAUUCUACAUAAUGCCGUAUUAGAUAAUUCUGAUACAUUCAAUUCUUACAAUGAAUCAACAAUCUCGCUUUUCGCUUUUGAUUCGAUCAUGUUAUACGGCUCAAAAGCUUUCGCUAUAAGCCGCGAUAAGACAUCUAUAAUUUGGCUCAACGCGGCACUCUUCGUGAGAUCACUCAAAAAAAGGGGCUUAGUAGUAAUGACAUCGCUCGGAUACGCAAACUCUACAAUUGCUAAUUCGCUCUAUUAGUCGUGUCCCUUCAAUACGUUGUUGGCAGAUUCGGAUAUACCUUCUCAAGUCGUGUAUCGUAAUGACGACAACCGAUAUAUUUGUUGGAUAGCAAUUCACUUCAGCGUAUCUUUUUGAAUAUCGAAUACCCUAAAGUAGGGCACUCCCGAAAAAUGAAUGGUAUGAUCAACUCAAUGCAAAAAAAUUUAUAGCAUUGCAUCUGCAUGUUUGCUUGCAAGCGGACCUUGUAUUUCAAGUCUGUAUUAUAAAACGUUAGAAUUUGUCGGGCUGAGUUAAUUGGAAGGCAUAUACGGAAAUAGGGAUUAGUUUGUCUUGCAAUGUCGACCCGAAAACAACGUCUAUCUUUUGCAGACCGCGUUUAAGAUAGUGGACUAUUCAUUCUCACAGUAAAGGCUGGUAAGUAACAGGCGUUCCAAUCUGCGAGAACUAGUUUCCUCAUUGGAAAUAUGGUAUGAAAACUAAAAAUCUAUUAUAAUAGAUACAAUUAUAAUAAUCAUUUUGUUUCACAAUAAGUACUGCAUGACGUUUACCCAGCAGUCACACUGAAGUGACCCAUAUAUAUUAAUAUUAAACAAGAACUGUACCUAUUUAUAUAGUCGGUAUGAAAGUGAUGCCCAUUUAUAAUGUCAUAAUAUAUGCACUCAUAACAGCACAUAUGUAUAUAGCAUCGUUGUCAAGCUUGGUCCCGUGAAAGAACUGUGUUACUCAGAAGUACGCAGGAAAAAUCUUUAUAAUUUCAUUGUAUUAUAUCAGAUUGCCGCAAGUUAGUGAUACCCGUUGCUGCUAAAAGCUUUUUAUUUUAGCCAUUUUCUGCUCAUGGUCAAGAAUUACGCGCUACUGGAAAUCCCCUAUGGUGUUUUAUUAGCAUUACAAAAAAUCAGAUUAAGUUUGUACUUUUAAUAUGUAUAUGCCAGGUAGCAAAAACACAACUGUAGACACUCUUUAUUCGUCUUUCAUUGAGGUAAACGGGACCACCGAAACAACCCUGGGUAGGCGUAGAGAGUACGAGGAGAGCUCUUUAGUUAAGCGUACUGCUCACAAGUGGCUUAUUAGGUUCAAAGGCGUCAAAUUGCAUUGUAAUUGUUAUUAGCUAAGACUAUAUGCUUAAUUAGGGAGUCCUCACCGAACAUAGAUCAAGCUGCCUGGGUUGCUCCGCCACCUUUUUGAUAUGGGUCAAAAAUUAUGUCCAAAUUCACUUCUUUUUUACCCAACAGUUCGGGACUCAAGCUAAAGGCAAAAAAGUAUGAAUCGAACAAUACGAAAGUAACACCUCGUAAUAAAAAGAAAGAGGUUUUUGGCCAUGCAUGAAAUUAAUUAACGAGCAAAUGGCAUGACUUGUAUCGGACAAAAUAACAAAUAAAAUAUAUAUAACUUAGUUUCACUGUGAAAGACGCACACGCAAGCUAUUUCAAUAAACCCAUACAUUUCCUGCUACAUCAUACAACUCAACGCCUACCAGGGCCCUACUACAAACUUGGACCUACAAGAUAGCAGCUAAGAGAGCACAUUUC